Drosophila willistoni is the source of this 1774-nucleotide messenger RNA. Its product is annotated as zinc finger protein 346. Gene Ontology annotation, molecular function: zinc ion binding; nucleic acid binding. Lineage: Eukaryota; Metazoa; Arthropoda; Insecta; Diptera; Drosophilidae. The record is from RefSeq and is a predicted model, not a curated record. Gene Ontology annotation, cellular component: nucleus. Bases 132 to 1433 code for a protein of 433 amino acids. The transcript has a single exon.
UUAACAGUCCAUGAACCACGGUGCUAGGUCACCCCAACCCAGGCAUUGCCCCAUCUCUAAGUAAAUGACAAUUUGAAAAAAAUUCGAUUUGCUUGAAGAAGCAAAAUCAAAAGUAAAAAGAUUAAUAGAAAAUGAGCUCCUCGGAGUAUCUAAGCGGUUAUCAUAUACCAUUGCUAAUUGGUGGAUCAGCUCCACCUCCAGCACUGUCGCAAGGGGAGCCAGGCAAUCGCAGUGUCGCGUUGCCGCAUCGAUCGAAAGAGGAACCGUUGGAUGCCGCGAAACGGUUCACACCUCCGGGCAAACAUGCAAUGUACGCAGAUGUGGAAGUGGAUGCACCACCACGUGCAAAGAAACAAAAGCCAAGCAACGGCAUUGACUCACUCCCAAUCACUACCACAAUUAAUAAUGGCGACGGGAGCCCUGCAUCGUUGGUAAUGUUUCCAGGACGCGACGAAAGUUAUCCUGAUGAGUUGAACAAACUGAUUAAGCCCCUGUCAUGUAAGCUUUGCCAGACACAGAUGACAUCGAUGAAGAGUGCCCGGGAUCACUACGAAUCCAAAUCGCAUGAUCGUCAUAUUAGCGCUUGGUUGGCCAAAAACUAUACAGAAAUUGGCCUCCAACUGCCGCCCAUUAAACGUCUAAUCAAGCAAGGGCCAAUUGGUCCCAAUGCCUUUCAUUGUGAUCUCUGCGAUUUGGCACUGACAUCGACGCCACAUAUGCGCCAACAUUACGCCGGACGUAAACACAAACUGGUGGAGCAGAGGCGUUCGAAGCCAUCGGGUGCCGGCUAUUACACAAACGAAGGCAAAUGGGUAAGGACUGGCAGCAAAGUAGGAGAGACAUUACACCUCCAGCAGCAACCUCCGACGGACAGACGUUUUGGCAUCGGUGUUAUGUUCAUUGCUGAAGAGCAACAGCAACAACAACAGCCGCAGCAAACGGUACCUCAACUAACAGCAGCAUCAGCAGCACCACCACCACCAGAGGAACAACCAUUGAUGGUUGUUGAUCCAUCUCAUAUACCCGUCUCGCCUGCAGCCUCCGGUGCAUCACUCUAUGAUAGUCUAACCUGCGAUAUCUGUAAAAUUAAUGUAACUUCACCAUCUCAAAUGCAAAUGCAUUGCGAAGGCAGUAAGCAUCAGAAGAAUCUUCGUAAUGCCAGUGGUAAUCCUUCAGCCAUGGAGCAGCAGCAGCAGCCACUCUCAUCACUUCCCGAAUCAUCACUUCUAUCUGCUGCUGUCACAGAGAAUUUUGACGUUGGUGAUCUGUCCAUGUAUAGAACUCCAUCUGGUUCAUAUUAUUGCAAGCUAUGCAAUAAGUAUAUGAAUCAUGUGACCAUUUUGCAGCAGCAUCUCAUUGGCAAGAAGCAUAUUAAAAUGGUUAGACAACAGACGACUGCUGCCCAGACGGAGAGCAGCAAAAUUGCGGAAUAAAUAAGCAAUAGAAACUAUGCAUGUAGAUAUAAAUACGUAUAAAUACAUAUAUAUAAAUACAAUAAUAUUUAUGUCUAAAAUAUACAUACAUAUAUGUAUUCGUUUCUGUUUAAAUCCACACGAUAGAAGAAAACAAAAUUGCAUUGGUUUUUCAUUCACCAUUUCCAUUUUUCCCAAUUGAAUCUGGAAAGUACUUACGGCGGAUACCUCUUGAUGAAUGUAUAUUUUUAGACAUCAUUGCAUAAUCUAGUUCUAAAUUCAGUACCUAUUGUGUUUACGUAAGUUAUUUAACAACUGAUUAAAUUCGUAUUAGCUCCAUUCAAUCUGAUUUAAAAUAACAA